AUGUCCACCACCGCCGUGCACACCGGCACCGCCUCGCUGCGAAGCGGCAAACCCUCCCCGGAGGCCGCGCCGCCCGCGGAGAUCUUCCAGACGCCGGCCUCGAAGCGCUUCAUCCCGCGAGACCUCUCCGGCCACCCCAUCCCGCACGCCCAGCGCUUCGCCUACUCCACCGCCGCCGUCUCCCCCGGCGACUGGGGCUCCAUCCUCGGCACCGCGCUCGUCAUGGCGCUCUUCUCGCUCUGGCAGCAGACCCCCGCCGCGCACCGGCUCUACGCCCACCUGGACGCGACGUACGGGGCGUUGACGGUCAACACCUGGGGCACCUUUCUGCUGACGAGCGUGUUCUUCUGGCUGGGCGGCGGCGUGUUUGCGCUGGCGGACUUGACGGGUCGGCCGCGGUGGCUGUUUCGCUUCAAGACGCAGCCGUUCGUCCGCGUUUCGGGGAGGGAGUACGCAUGGAUAUGCGUCGUUUCGCUGCGGAACCAGCUCUUUGUCGCGCUGCCGCUCAUCUUGGCCGGGUCGAUCGUGACCGGCCCGCGGGACGUCCACCCGGCCUCCCUCCCCGGGGCCGUACAGACCUUCUUUACUAUUGUGUUCGACAUCCUCUGUAUGGAGGUCGGCUUCUACUACAUCCACCGCUUCUUCCACUCGAAGCUCAUGUACCCGCUCUUCCACAAGCAGCACCACGAGUUCACCGCCCCCGUCGCCCUCGCCUCAACCUACUGCAGCAUGCUCGAGCACGCCGUGUCCAACCUGUUCCCGCCCGCCAUCGGCACCAUCCUUGUGCGCCACCACUGGUCCCAGCAGUGCUUCACCUUCGCCUUCCUCGAGUUCCUGACGCUGGUCGCGCACUCGGGGUACAACAUCCCUUUCCUGCCGCCGAACCUGGGCCACGACUUCCACCACUUUGCGUUCAACGAAAACUUUGGGCCGACGGGGUUGCUGGAUCGCCUGCACGGGACGGACAAGAAGUACGUGGCGACGAUGAGGGAGGCGCUGGCGAGGACGGAUGGGGAUGAGGAGAGGGCGAGGAAGAUGGUGCUCAGGAGGCUUGCGGAGAUCGAGGUCGCCGCGGACGAGGCGGCGAAGACGAAGUAA
Messenger RNA from Cordyceps fumosorosea ARSEF 2679, 1098 nucleotides. RefSeq names its product sterol desaturase. Gene Ontology annotation, biological process: sterol biosynthetic process. Gene Ontology annotation, molecular function: iron ion binding; C-4 methylsterol oxidase activity. Lineage: Eukaryota; Fungi; Ascomycota; Sordariomycetes; Hypocreales; Cordycipitaceae. The record is from RefSeq and is a predicted model, not a curated record. The coding region runs from base 1 to 1098 and encodes 365 amino acids. The transcript has a single exon.